Molecule: messenger RNA, 1085 nt
Organism: Microdochium trichocladiopsis
Lineage: Eukaryota; Fungi; Ascomycota; Sordariomycetes; Xylariales; Microdochiaceae
Exons: 1
Coding region: 310-954 (214 amino acids)
Source: RefSeq, a predicted model, not a curated record
ACAAUGUACGGUGAUGAAGUUAAAAUGGGGAUGCCUGGAAGCAAAGGAUGGCCGGAGCCCCUGGAGAAACUCCAGGGUCCUUUCCCGGAGGUCACCCAUGGUGGCGGAAGGUCAGGGUAUGUGAACGCUGGCGAACGACGAGGUACCGGAUGGCGAUGCAGGGCGAGCAGUAUAAGUCGAUGUGGCGUAGGAUGCAGGAGGUCGAGGGGUGAGUCGAGGCGGAGUGCUCACGGGGCCGGAUGUUAGAGGUGGCUGUGUAUAUAGGCUGAGAGAUGUACAAGCGAAGUGCCGGAGGUUGUGGCGAUCGUCAUGGUUGCAUACGAGAUGGCCAGCCUAGAACUACGAAGAGAAAGAGAGAGAAACGUCAAUUGGAGUGGUCAGAGGAAGGAAGGGGCCACAGGCAUGUGCUCUUGUUCAGGGCGUGGUUUCUGGCACUUGUCUGCGUCGAGGGCCGUGUUGGGAAGGGGGCAGCACAAGAUGCCAACGUCAGACUGGACAGGGCUGGCAGCAAACAACCGGCAAAUAAGCAAAGGACGACUGGCACGUCGCGUCCACGGGCGCCCGAGACGUCGGCCGUGGUUUCGAACGAAGGAAGCCCAGGUGGGCUGCAGCAGCACUGACGUCGUCGGCUAUAUCCGCAUCCGCAUCCCCACGGUUGGACGGGCUGCUGCGGUCUCGCGACCAGCAGUUAUGCGCGAGAGCAACCAUCCCAAUGCACGUAUGAUGGUCUGCGCAGGGCCGGCUGCAGCUCGUAACCGAGCGGUGGGUGCAGUGCAGGAAGCGACGAGUGCCAACGAGGUUGUGUGCGUGCUGGCGGCAUCGACUGUGGUUCGCGAGAUGCACGAGGAGGGAAGGAAGAGGCCGGGAUGGUGCAAGAACAGGAGACACGGGCGACUCACCCUAAGCUGCGGAGGCCAUGCAGGGGCACAUGUGGGUGGGCGAGGCUGGCGGUGAGGAGAUAAGGACGACGUAGGUGAGGCCGUGGUAUGUCGAGCGGUCUGCGAAGGUGAAUCCGUGACGUGGAUGUCGCGUUGGUUCUGGAAGAGAAAGCAGGAAAGAAAAGAGGACGACAGCAGAGGUUAAAG